UCAGCCUCCAUCAUGUCGGGGAACAACCUGGUUCUGCCCAUAGUUCUGUGGGGCCGGACGGCGCCGACCCACUGCAUCAGCAGCCUGCUGGUGAUGGACGACUUCAACACCAUCAUCACCGGCUGCCAUGAUGGACAGAUCUGUCUCUGGGACAUGACGCCCGAGCUGAAGAUUUGUCCCCGGGCGAUGCUGUUCGGCCACACGUCCUCCAUCACCUGUUUGUCCAAAGCCAGCCUCUGCGGGGACAAGCAGUACAUCGUCAGCGCUUCAGAGAGCGGGGAGAUGUGUCUGUGGGACGUCAACGACGGUCGGUGUAUCGAGUUCACCAAGCUGGCCUGCGCCCACACGGGGAUUCAGUUCUAUCAGUUCACCAUCGGCACGCAGAAGGAGGGGCGCCUGCUCUGCAACGGCCAUUACCCAGAAGUCCUUGUGGUGGACGCCACCAGCCUGGAGGUUCUGUACUCGCUCGUGUCCAAGAUCGCCCCCGACUGGAUCAGCUCCAUGAGCAUCGUCCGCUCGCAUCGCACGCAAGAGGACACGGUGGUGGCGGUGUCGGUGACGGGCAUCCUGAAGGUCUGGAUCAUCACAGCCGAGGUCAGCAGGAUGCAGGACCUGGACCCGGUCUUUGAGGAGGAGUCCAAACCCAUCUACUGCCAGGGCUGUCAGAGCAUCUCCUUCUGCAGCUUCACUCAGAACAGCCUGCUGGUCGUCUGCUCCAAGUACUGGAGGGUGUUCGACGCCGGCGACUACUCGCUGCUCUGCUCGGUGCCCAGCGACGGCGAACAGGCGUGGACCGGAGGAGAGUUCGUCUCUGCGGACAAAGUCAUCGUCUGGACCGAGGACGGCUGCAGUUCGGUCUACAAGCUGCCGGCCAGCUGCCUGUCUGCCAGCGAACACUUCCGCAGCGACGUCGGCAGAACCAAAGAAGGCGCGGUCCCUCCGCUCGUCUACAGGAUCGCCGAUCGACCCGACAAACAGCUCUUGAUCUGUCCUCCAGUGACCCGGUUCUUCUUCGGUCGGCGGGAACCGUUCCACAAGUUGCUGGUCCAGGGAGACUCGGCGGGCCGGCUUUCGCUGUGGAGCAUCCCGGACUCGUCGCCUCGGCAGCCAGCAGGAACGUUCACAGAGCUGCAGGUGUCGUCCACCGUCAGCCUCCAGGAGGCCUUCGACCGCCUGAUGCCCGUCUCGUCCGGGAUCAUCGACCAGCUCAGCGUCCUGCCCGGAAAAGAAGAGCCCAUCAAGGUGACGGCCAGCGUUUACAUCCCAUCUCAAGGACGCCUGGUCUGCGGAAGAGAAGACGGCAGCAUCGUCCUGGUUCCUGCCACGCAGACAGCCAUCGUUCAGCUGCUGCAGGGGGAGCACAUGCUCAGGAGGGGCUGGCCGCCGCACCGGACCCUGCGGGGCCACCGCAACAAGGUGACCUGUGUCCUGUACCCGUACCAGGUGUCCCCCCGAUACGACCAGCGCUCGCUGGUGUCGGGAGGCGUGGACUUCUCAGUCAUCGUCUGGGACAUCUUCACCGGAGAGAUGAAGCACAUCUUCUGCGUUCACGGGGGGGAGAUCACGCAGCUCAUCGUCCUGCCAGAGAACUGCAGCACCCGGGUGCAGCACUGCGUUUGCUCGGUGGCCAGCGAUCACUCCGUGGGCCUGCUCAGCCUCCGGGAGAGGAAGUGCAUCAUGCUGGCGUCACGACACCUGUUCCCCAUCCAGGUCAUCAAGUGGCGCCCGGCGGACGACUACCUGGUGGUGGGGUGUUCCGACGGAUCCGUCUACGUCUGGCAGAUGGAUACGGGAGCGCUGGACCGCUGCGUGAUGGGAAUAACGGCGGUGGAGAUCCUGAACGCCUGCGACGAGCUCGCUCCGGCCACCGUGGACGCUCUGAGCCACUCGGCCGUCAACCUGAAGCAGGCGAUGACGCGCCGCAGCCUGGCUGCGCUGAAGAACAUGGCCCAGCACAAGCUGCAGACGCUCGCCACCAACCUGCUGGCUGCGGACAACGCCGACAAGGGUAACCUUCCAAAAUACUCCCACAAUGCACUGGUGGUCCAGGCCAUGAAGACCAACCUGACGGACCCCGACAUGCACGUGCUGUUCUUUGACGUGGAGGCACUGAUCAUCCAGCUUCUGACGGAGGAAGCACAAAGACCGAACCCCAUGCUGGUGUCCCCCGAGACGCUGCAGAAAAGCCAGGCGGGGGCUGACAAGGGGGGGUCCUUCUUGGCCAACAAAAUCUUCAAACAGGUGAAGGAGACGAUGAAGGAGACCAUCAAGGAGCACCUGCUCGACGAUGAUGAGGAAGAGGAGGAGGAGAUGAGGAAGCGCGAGGAGAAGUCCAAAUCUCUGAGCCUCCUGGAGUACAACCUGACGAUGGACACGGCCAAGCUCUUCAUGUCCUGCCUGCACGCCUGGGGCCUGAACGAACAGCUGGAUGGCAUCUGUCUGGAGCGACUGGGCAUGCUCAGACCGCACUGCCCCAUCUCCUUCGGCCUGAUUUCCAGAGGAGGCCACAUGUCCCUCAUGCUGCCCACCUUCAAGGAGUCCUUGCUGCGUCAGUUGUCCUUUGCGACUGGUCUGAAGCUCUCUUUAUCAGAUAUAGUGGGGAAGGGGACGUACGGCGUCUCCAGGGCCGUCACCACGCAGCACCUGCUGUCGGCCAUCUCUCUGGCCAACACCUUGAUGGGCAUGACCAAUGCCACGUUCGUUGGGGAGCACAUGAAGAAAGCUCCGGUCAGGCCCCCCAGACCAGGAGGAACCCCGGAUUCUCCUCGGAGGACGCCUGCCGCCCCCCAUCAGCCCUCCAACCCGGCGCUGCAGGCCCAGAUCAAACAAGGGUGGAGCCAGCUGGCCGCCAUGCACUGCGUGAUGCUGCCGGAUCUCCUCGGCCUGGACAAGUACAGACCUCCUCUGCUGGAGAUGCUGGCGAGGAGAUGGCAGGACCGAUGUCUGGAGGUACGUGAAGCUGCCCAGGCUCUUCUUCUGGCUGAGUUACGAAGGAUCGGCCAGUCGGGACGCAAAGAUACCAUCGACAUGUGGGCUUCCUACCUGCCUCAGUAUGUGGACACGGUCACCUCCCCUGGGACGUCCACUGAGCCCUCCCCUCAGGCUCCGCCCCCUCCCGAGGCUCAGCCAAUAGAAACGAAGGCUCCGGAGGAGGAGAUGGACGUCACUGAUGAUGACAUCACAGCAGGAUGUCUGUCUAACCUUCCACCAAAUGCCAAGAAGAUCUCUAACUCGUACGAGGAGCGGCGCAAACAGGCCACCGCCAUCGUGCUGCUCGGAGUCAUCGGAGCUGAAUUUGGCGCCGAGAUCGAACCGCCGAAAGGCUCGGGCCGAGCUCGAGCAGGCGGACAGGCACCUGAAGGUUUUGGACUCACGAGCGGAGGGUCGUCGAACUACUCUUUGGCAAGACACACUUGUAAGGCGCUGACGUUCCUGCUGCUGCAGCCCCCCAGCCCCAAGCUGCCCGCCCACAGCACCAUCCGCCGCACCGCCAUCGAUCUCAUCGGCCGAGGCUUCACCGUCUGGGAGCCGUACAUGGACGUGUCGGCGGUGCUCAUGGGACUGCUGGAGCUGUGCGCCGACGCAGAGAAGCAGCUGGCCAACGUCACCAUGGGUCUGCCCCUCAACCCACCAGCGGACGCAGCUCGUUCUGCUCGCCAUGCCCUUUCUCUAAUCGCCACCGCCCGACCACCGGCCUUCAUCACCACCAUCGCAAAAGAGGUCCAUCGUUACAACGCAGCUCAGGCAAACUCGCAGUCCCAACAAAAUGUCCACACGACCACUCUGUCCCGAGCCAAGACCGAGAUCCUGCGAGUGAUCGACAUCCUGAUAGAAAAGAUGCCCGGAGAUGUCGUCGAUCUGCUGGUCGAAGUGAUGGACAUCAUCAUGUACUGUGUCGAAGGCUCUCUGGUGAAGAAGAAAGGACUGCAGGAGUGUUUCCCCAAUAUCUGCAAGUUUUACAUGGUGGGUUACUGCGACCGCAGCCACCGCAUCGCCGUCGGAGCUCGGCAGGGUUCAGUGGCGCUCUACGAUGUUCGGACCGGGAAAUGUCAGAACAUCCACGGCCACAAAGGUCCGAUUACAGCCGUCUCCUUCGCCCCCGAUGGGCGCUACUUGGCGACGUACUCCAACGCUGACAGCCACAUCUGCUUCUGGCAGAUGAACACCAGCCUCCUCGGCAGCAUCGGGAUGCUGAACUCGGCCCCCCAGCUCCGCUGCAUCAAAACCUACCAGGUCCCUCCGGUCCAGCCCGCCUCCCCGGGCUCCCAGAACCACCUGAAGCUGGCCCGCCUCAUCUGGACCUCCAACCGCAACGUCAUCCUGAUGGCUCACGACGGCAAGGAGCACCGCUUCAUGGUCUAACCCCGACCCGCCUGAGCCCCCCACGCACCCCGAGUCUUUAAAUCUGGUAAAACCAGGACCUGAU
This is a messenger RNA of Nematolebias whitei (Rio pearlfish), 4426 nucleotides long. Its product is annotated as WD repeat-containing protein 7. Gene Ontology annotation, cellular component: cytoplasm. Gene Ontology annotation, molecular function: protein binding. The record is from RefSeq and is a predicted model, not a curated record. Bases 13 to 4362 code for a protein of 1449 amino acids. The transcript has 29 exons. NCBI's taxonomy places the organism in Eukaryota, Metazoa, Chordata, Actinopteri, Cyprinodontiformes, Rivulidae.